GGGGCCGGAGCGUGCGCGCUGCGCGGGCGGCGCGGCCCGAGAACAAGGGCCGGGGCCGGGCGGGGGGCGCGAUGGCGGCGGCCGAGACCAAGAUCAUUUACCACCUGGACGAGCAGGAGACGCCGUACCUGGUGAAGCUGCCGAUCCCGGCCGAGCGCGUCACCCUCGGCGACUUCAAGGGCCUCCUGAACCGCCCCAACUACAAGUUCUACUUCAAGUCCAUGGACGACGACUUCGGGGUGGUGAAAGAAGAAAUCUCGGAUGACAAUGCCAAGCUUCCCUGCUUCAACGGCCGGGUGGUGUCGUGGCUGGUGUCUGCAGAGGGUUCCCAUUCAGAUGCUGGCUCAGUCUGUGCCGAUAACCAAACAGAGCUGCCACCCUCCAUGGAACGCACUGGAGGAAUUGGAGACUCCAGGCCCCCCUCUUUCCACCCUAACACUGGGGGGAGUCGGGAAAACUUGGACAAUGAGACAGAGACAGACUCGGUGGUGUCGUCGCAAAGGGAACGACCUCGUCGGAAAGAUGGGCCUGAGCAUGCACCCAGGGUGAAUGGGACAGUGAAAGGAGAGCGGCGCCGAGACCUGGGUGGGUACGAGAGCUCCUCCACACUCAUGAGCAGUGAGCUGGAGACGACCAGCUUCUUCGAUUCAGAUGAAGAUGACUCCACCAGCAGGUUUAGCAGUUCAACAGAGCAAAGCAGUGCUUCCCGUCUAAUGAGGAGGCACAAGCGACGCCGGCGGAAACAGAAGGCUCCACGCAUUGAGCGGUCCUCGUCCUUCAGCAGCAUCACAGACUCCACUAUGUCCCUGAACAUCAUCACGGUCACGCUGAACAUGGAAAAAUACAACUUCCUGGGCAUUUCCAUUGUGGGACAGAGCAAUGAGCGUGGGGAUGGAGGCAUUUAUAUUGGCUCCAUCAUGAAGGGUGGUGCUGUGGCAGCUGAUGGCAGGAUUGAGCCAGGAGACAUGCUCUUGCAGGUAAAUGACAUCAACUUUGAGAACAUGAGCAAUGAUGAUGCUGUGCGGGUGCUGAGAGAGAUUGUACACAAGCCAGGGCCCAUCACCCUGACGGUGGCCAAGUGCUGGGACCCUAGCCCCAGAGGCUGCUUCUCGUUACCCAGGAGUGAGCCCAUCAGGCCCAUCGACCCGGCAGCCUGGGUGUCUCACACAGCAGCGAUGACUGGCACCUACCCAGCGUACGGUAUGAGUCCAUCCAUGAGCACAAUCACUUCCACCAGCUCCUCCAUCACCAGCUCCAUCCCAGAGACCGAACGACUCGAUGACUUUCACCUGUCCAUCCACAGCGACAUGGCCACCAUUGUCAAAGCCAUGGCCUCACCAGAGUCAGGCCUGGAGGUGCGGGACCGCAUGUGGCUGAAGAUCACCAUCCCCAAUGCCUUCAUUGGUUCGGAUGUGGUGGAUUGGCUCUAUCACCAUGUGGAGGGCUUUACAGACCGUCGUGAAUCCCGCAAAUAUGCCAGCAAUUUGCUGAAGGCUGGCUACAUCCGACACACCGUGAACAAGAUCACCUUUUCAGAGCAAUGCUAUUACAUCUUCGGUGACCUCUGUGGAAACAUGGCUAAUCUUUCUCUUCACGAUCACGAUGGCUCCAGUGGUGCCUCUGAUCAGGACACUCUGGCUCCACUUCCCCACCCAGGAGCCGCACCCUGGCCUAUGGCUUUCCCAUACCAGUAUCCACCACCUCAUCCAUACAACCCCCAUCCCGGCUUCCCUGACCCAGGCUACAGCUAUGGAGGGGGAAGCGCAGGCAGCCAGCACAGUGAAGGGAGCCGGAGCAGUGGUUCCAACCGCAGUGGCAGCGAGAGAAGGAAGGAGAGAGAGAAGACUGGCGAGUCCAAGUCAGGUGGCAGUGGAAGCGAGUCGGACCACACCACGAGGAGCAGCAUGCGGCGUGAGCGCGCAGCCAGCGAGCGCUCGGUGCCGGCCAGCCAGCACAGCCAGCGUAGCCAGCACUCUCUGGCUCACAGCAUCCGCAGCCACCACAGCCAGCAGUCGUAUGGGCCGCCCGGCCUCCCCCCUCUCUUCAGCCCCCCCAUGUUGCUGAUGCCUCCACCGCCUUCAGCCAUGGGGCCCCCUGGGGCACCGCCAGGUCGUGACCUGGCCUCUGUGCCCCCCGAACUGACAGCCAGUAGACAGUCCUUCCGAAUGGCCAUGGGCAACCCCAGUGAGUUCUUUGUGGAUGUAAUGUGAAGCGCCCGUCCCCUGUCUGUCUGCUGCCCCUCCUUCCUCCCCUCCAACCCCGUCGUUUGUCUCCUAGGACCAGCCCUGGCUUCACCCCUUGUUUUUUUGGGGUUUUUUUGGGGGGUUUGUUGUUUUUUUUUUUUUUGGUCUUGAUAAGGAAAAGAAAAAAGGGAAAAAGUAAUAAAUGGAACUAAACCUUGAUUCUAAUCCCUCCUCGAGUCGGGUGGACAGGCCUGGGAGGCCUGCUGGGUGCUGCCAGCCCAUCCCGCCACCAGACUUGUGUAUUGCUGAUGGUAAUUCCCUCCUGCCAUCCUCUCUAACCCCAUUAAUCUGCAUCCGUCCCAGCGCCCUGUGCUGCUUGCCCGUGUGUCACUGCUGCCUCAGUCCUUCCACCCUAAACAUUUCUUCUUUCUUCUCACCCUUUUGUGUUUCUUCUAUCAAGCAGCAAAGAAUUACGGGGUGUUUGACUUUCUCUGAGCCUGCCGCCUGUGGGGGGGGAGAGCUGGAGCAUGGCGUGGCCCGACAGGAGGACACGGAGCUCCAAGGGCGCUGGGCACGCAUGGUGCUGAAGAUGGCUUCUUACCUCCCCCUCAUGGAAGACGCCCUGCCCUUCCCACAGCCCUGAGAGGGGAGGGGAGCAGGGACCAGCCUUAUAUACAUGUUUUACAUCCCGUUGUAGUUGCCUUUUGGCUAAUGCAUGAAUGUUCCAGGGCUUCAGUGCCUCCAGGUAGUAGAGAGAUGCUGCCACUUCCCUCUUGCCUCUCUCCUCUUGCCCACAUAUUGGGCCAGGGCCAAGCCUGGCACCGCCCCAUGGCAGGGACCCUCCUUCACUCUGCUUUGGCCAUGAGGCUUGGGGCUGUAUCUCUGUGGUCAGCCCAGAGCAGCAGUGGGUGCCUGUGCACAGCCUUCCAUGGCUCAGGGCCCUGUACCUUCCCUUGGGUACUUGGGGGUCAUUUAACGGCAGAGUUCUGCUCCCUCCAUCCUACUCUUUGCCCUCCUCCUGCCUGCGACACAUGGCUGCCUGUCGCGUUUGUAGGGGCUGUCUUCUGCCUGGGGCAGCCGUGGCUUUUUCCCUGCUGCUGCUCAGCAUUGUGACACCUUCAUGCGCCUGGAUGGAGUUAGAAGACAUGGGAGGGUCACAAGUGUUUUGUUUAAUGCCUUGGGGGAAACGUGGAAGGCCCCCCCCGCCCCCGGUAUUUGUCCUACACAAGGCUUGAGCCUACCUCGUCCUCUUCCCAGCGCCACAAGCUCUGCUGGCCUGGCUGCUAGAAGCGAUGAGGCUCUGCUCCCUCUGGGCUGUGAAUGGCAGCUGGCAGCAACACAAGCUCUCUGGGAGGGAGGUGGGAGGCUACAGCCUGAACUGUGGCCCCUGGGCUUGGUGCCUGCAGCUGUGUUGGGACACCUGAGUCCAUUUGCUCCAGAACUCCCUGCCCUUUUUCUUUCCUCUUCUGUGUACUCGGAGACGUGCCUCAGGCUGGGGGCUGCCCCCUCCCUCAUGCCUAGGGCCAAGCACCGUACGGUACAGACACGCUCAACCCCGUUCCUGUUGGUGCUGGCGCUCCGGCGCCCUUUCCUACCUUGCCACACCGUGGCUUUCUCUGCAAGUGUUCCCUCCUCUUGUCUUUCUUGUGUUUGCAGAUUUUAUAACGCUGGAGAUGAAAUGUUUUGCUCUUUGGGGGUCUGGGUUGCCCCUGCCAGCUCUCUGCCAUCAGUUCAUCUCCUUUCCCUCUGCCUGCCGGGGUUUGCCUGUCUCAUGCCCGCUCUCUGCCACUCUCCUUUCCCUGAUCUCAGCACCGGCAAGCCACCGCCUAUCCCUCCUGUCCCGAUGUCACCCAGCAGCCUCCCCAGCCACUGCUCAUGCCCUUGCCCUACCCUGCCUGCUGGGUUUUAUAAAAACAAAAA
Molecule: messenger RNA, 4103 nt
Organism: Cuculus canorus (common cuckoo)
Lineage: Eukaryota; Metazoa; Chordata; Aves; Cuculiformes; Cuculidae
Gene: DVL3
Product: dishevelled segment polarity protein 3
Exons: 15
Coding region: 72-2210 (712 amino acids)
Biological process (GO): canonical Wnt signaling pathway; intracellular signal transduction
Cellular component (GO): cytosol
Molecular function (GO): frizzled binding
Source: RefSeq, a predicted model, not a curated record